CACGAGCAGACCCCAGUGACAGAAACUUCUGGAUUGCGCUGGUGCGCUGUAGAUGCCGCAGGCAGUCAACGGGCGUCAUCGUUUUUCUGUUGUUGUGACGGCCAAACCGGUGAAGCGACCAAUGAGUCAGCAGCAGAUCGGGUUUUCAGCGGUAAUCAUGGCAGUCCCAGUAGCUGCAUUACAACUGAGCACAUCAUCCAGCCCGGCGGUUCUGCUGGAGCACAACAUUCAUAUCAGCGACAGUGAUUUGGGAAGGAUUUCAACUAACAAUGACAGCGACACUCUGCCUUUACAUUCUCCGUGGACUUUCUGGCUCGAUAGAUCUCUACCAGGGACAACAGCAGCUGAAUGUGAGUCAAACCUGAAGAAAAUCUACACGGUAGAGACCGUCCAGAACUUUUGGAGAGUUUACAACAACAUACCUGGUGUCUCCAGCUUGCCGCUGAGAUGUAGCUAUCAUCUGAUGAGAGGAGAAAGAAAACCACUCUGGGAAGAAGAAAGCAAUGCCAAAGGUGGCGUCUGGAAAAUGAAAGUACCCAAAGAAUGCACUUCUGUAGUGUGGAAGGAGUUUCUUCUGGCUACUAUUGGAGAACAGUUCAGUGAUUAUUGUGCCUCAGAGGAUGAAGUCGUCGGAGUCAGCGUCAGCGUAAGAGACAGAGAAGAUGUCUUUCAAGUCUGGAAUGGAAAUGCUUCCUGUGCUAACGAGUCAAACAUCUUAGGAAGAAUCCACGAGCUCCUUCCACAAAUACCUUUUAAAGCGGUGUUUUACAAACCACACGAGGAGCACCACGCUUUUGAAGGAGGUCGAUCAAGACAUCAGAACCCUUAGAUAUAUGUGUUCUGUUUUUUGUCGUUGUUGUUUUUUGUUUUUGUCAUUUUGUUUAUGUUUUAGAUUAUAUUUGGGCACAUUUUGAAGCAGUUGAGGUCAUAGUUGCUUAAUGUGUCAUCUUAAUUACCUCAGAUUAUAGCCCAUUUGUCAUGACUUUUGGCUGAUGGAAUUUUCCAUCUUCUGAGCACUACUGUCAUUCAUAACAAUAUCAAAAAAUACUUUUAUCUUAGUCAAAAGCAAAAACCAUUUUAGUUUCAUUUUAUAUAUGGCAGUGUUUGUAUGUUUUUAUACUGCAGAAUUUUACAAAACCAAAAACAGCAGAUCAUAUACAGCCAGAUUUUUUUGAUGUAUUGUAGUAUACUAGAUCUUUGAAUUAAAUAUCAUUUUUGGAUCUAAGAGGAGGCCUAGUUAAACAAACCUUUAUUGUAACAAUGCAUUACAAAGCUUUUGUACACAGCUCUUUUGUCUGUUUUGUAUGUUCCAGCCAAAAUACUGUUGCCUAUACUGGAGAAUUUAAACUUUUAGUACGCUGUAAUGCUAAAACAUGAGCAGAGAAUUGCACAUUUCUUUUUUUUAUUUUAUUCUUUAAGAUAUGAGUGGGUGGUGAAAGGAAUAUGUUCUUAUUACAAUACAGUGACCUCAGUAAGCAAAACAUCGCAAGUAGAUGCUGAGAAAUAUAUGCAAUCAUUUUUAUUCUGUAACGUUUGCAGUGUUUUGGUUGUCAUUUUGUGUAGGAAUCUGUCCUAAAUCAAGCACUUUGUUUUAUGAAAGACACCAGACAGUCCUUCCAGGAUUAUAUGGAAUUAUGAUAACUGAGACCAAAUCCUUUUGGGUUUUGUGUCAGCUUUUCUGAUGAAGUGUAAAGGUGUUUCUGUUCAUGUUGUUAUGGCUUUCUUUUAGUACCUGAGAAGCAUAGAUGAGAAAGUUGAAAUUAUUUGUUUUUAUGUAUUCGUAUGGCCUGUGUUAAAAAUUGGGGAGUAUGCUCUUUGGAGAUAAUAUGAACAGUAAACACAUGAGACAUGGAAAUGCACCACUUGGAGGAACACUGAACAAAGAUGUUGCUCUAAAUCUCACUUUCCCAGAGGGACAAUUUUAGUGUAUUUGUACAAGUCACGGGUGUUUGUUGAGGUGAUGCAACCACUGCAGCAGGGUCAAAUCUGUCGAGUUAAUCAGAGAUGUUUUACUGCUUCUAUACCAAUAUGAUUUCGGUGUCCUAUACAUAGCUUUCAAGUUCUUGUUUUUUGUUUUUGGUUUUUUUUUUUUUGCUGUGGUCUUAUGGUGUAAAAGGCUGUAUUUGUGUUAUUGAAAAUCGCUGAAAUUUGAAAUUUUAGAAGUGAAACCAUUAAGGCACCUUUCCCAUAUGCUUGUGUGUGACAGAAUGUGUGAGUGAGGAAGUGACAGACUAUUCUAGGCUGCGUAUUAUAGAGCAGACAUCUGAAUCUGAGUUUUCUCUGUCGCUAUGGAGUAUGUGUUGAAACCCACAGAAAGGCUGCUGCUACGACUUCUCAGACAGUUCAGAUGUGUCUGAUAAAGAAUAUUCGCAGGCGGAGGUAGUUUUUCAGAGCACCAACUUUGCAGAACUUGCUUUAUUUUUCUUUUAUUCUCCUGUUGUUUGUGUAAUGAUGUUAUAAGCACACACUGUAGGUUAAGAGGAUAGAAAUACUGUACAAUUGCACAUGCACAGUUGACCACUCACUUCAGAUCUCAGACCUUGUAACUCAUUGUUGAUCUUGGAUGGUGCCUUGUGUUUACCAGCAGUUUAGAAUGUCAUCUGUGGUCAGCAUGUUGGACUUGUACAUAGUUGUGUUUGUCUGUUAGUUUUACAUGUGUACAAGAAAUAAAAUCACCUAAACUUUCA
This is a messenger RNA of Scatophagus argus, 2687 nucleotides long. RefSeq names its product eukaryotic translation initiation factor 4E type 3-like. The record is from RefSeq and is a predicted model, not a curated record. Gene Ontology annotation, biological process: translational initiation. The coding region runs from base 53 to 829 and encodes 258 amino acids. Gene Ontology annotation, molecular function: translation initiation factor activity; RNA 7-methylguanosine cap binding. NCBI's taxonomy places the organism in Eukaryota, Metazoa, Chordata, Actinopteri, Scatophagidae. Gene Ontology annotation, cellular component: eukaryotic translation initiation factor 4F complex. The transcript is spliced from 8 exons.